Molecule: messenger RNA, 765 nt
Organism: Hibiscus syriacus
Lineage: Eukaryota; Viridiplantae; Streptophyta; Magnoliopsida; Malvales; Malvaceae
Product: protein ALTERED PHOSPHATE STARVATION RESPONSE 1-like
Exons: 1
Coding region: 1-765 (254 amino acids)
Source: RefSeq, a predicted model, not a curated record
AUGUCCAUGUGGAGAAGCAUGUAUAAGAUCCAUCAAGUUCACACACACAUUGUUCAACAGCUCAAGUACCUUAACUUCAUCCCUUCUAAUGAGCCAACAUCCGAGAUUCACAGGCAAUCGACUCUCCAGCUCGAGCUUGAAGUCCAGCAAUGGCUUUUGUCUUUCUGCAACUUAGUCAAGGCUCAACGAGACUACAUUCAAAAUCUUUCUGGCUGGCUCCGGCUUAGCCUUUUCCAAUUCAGCAAAAACCCUGGUUUAAGAAACAGCAAGGAAAUUGAAAUUUACUCUUUUUGCGAAGAGUGGCAUCUUGCGGAUGACAGGAUUCCGGAUAAGGUAGCAUCUGAAGGAAUCAAGAGCUUCUUGACAGUAAUCCAUGCCAUUGUUGUUCAGCAAGCGGAGGAGUAUAAGCAAAAGAAGAAGGCAGAUGCCGCAUUCAAAGAUUUUGAGAAGAAAGCGGCAGAGCUCAGAUCACUGGAGAGUAAGUAUAGCACUUUUUCCGUGCCGGAAACAAGCAAGGACCCUAUUGCAGAAAAGAGAACAAAUGUGGACUUAUCGAGAGCGAAGGCCGAGGAGGAAAAGAGCAAGCAUGAGAAGACGGUGAGUGUAACGAGGGCAAUGACUUUGAACAACCUUCAAAUGGGGUUCCCUCGUGUGUUUCAAGCAAUGGUAGGGUUCUCAAGUGUAUGCGUGCAAGCAUUUGAAUCCGUAUACAACCAAGCCAAGUGUAUCGAACAAGAGCAUGACGUGAAGAGAAUUCUCCCUUGA